Molecule: messenger RNA, 2022 nt
Organism: Suillus subalutaceus
Lineage: Eukaryota; Fungi; Basidiomycota; Agaricomycetes; Boletales; Suillaceae
Exons: 13
Coding region: 1-2022 (673 amino acids)
Source: RefSeq, a predicted model, not a curated record
AUGAAGAAGAAGCAGUCUCCAUAUCCUGUGUAUCCAGCUCCAAUUGAGCUCUGUCAUGCAGCCCGUUUCCUGGGGCGAGAGAGCAACCCAUAUGUAUCAUUUGACGCAAUUUCCAAGCAUGCUGGAUACUUGGAAAAUGGCCUUGCGACACUGCAUCCAUCAACCUUGUACAAAGGAUAUAAAGCCAAACUUGCUGCCUGCGAGACUGCCUGCCAGCAUCUUGUGAUAACUGCGUGGGAAAUUGAGGAAUCUGAACGUUUUACUGCAUUCCUUGAUGCCCUGCAUGCCGAAAAUGAAGACCAACUGGGAUUGGUGGACAAAGAGUUGCAGAGGUUUAGAGAUUAUCUUCAAGCCAUCUAUGAAGAUGAAUGCGAAAUCCUUUGUGUUACCUCAGCCCAAGCUGAACAGAUCUCCAAGAUCUUAGGUUCACGGGUCAAAGAUGCUUUCUUGCAAUCCGGAGCUGCGGAAUCGCGACCCUGUAGUCUAGAUAUUCCUGAUGAUGAAGACGACCCCAUCAUUCUAGACAGUUCUGAAGAUCUGGAUUCCAAAGAAGAGUGUCCUGGGGUGGGGGCUGGCAAAACGUCUCACCAGCCACAUGCCCUUCCAAUUGUGGACAUCACCUUCUCGCUGCUUUUGAUGAUGUCUGGUCUGAAUCCUUCGCACUUCCCUGCAAAUACCCAGAUGGAUCUCAGCGACGAACAACCAGAGGAGCCAACAUCAAAUGCUUUCGAUCCGCAUUCGUAUACACAUUCCAGUUUUGUGCCCUUCAACUACAAUGAUGACACUCAUGCUGGCCCAUCAUCAAGUGCUGGUCUUAAUCCAUCAUCAAGCGCUAACUUGCACUACAGUAACUAUACCGAUCCAUCCUUCAGUACACAUUCUGGUCAUGCACCCUUCAACUACGAUGAUGAUGCUCAGUCUGGCCCAUCAUCAAGCGCUGGUCUUGGUCCAUCAUCAAGCGCUAACUUGCAUCAUACACCCUUCAACUAUGAUGACAACACUCACGCUGGCCCAUUGUCAAGCACCAACUAUUCACUGCCUAACUAUCAUCCAGACGAGCUUUCAGCACUUGACGAUAUGUCAGGUAUUGCAUCCAAUCCGCAUCACAUCCAAGUACCGUACUCGUCCACUGAAGCUGAACCAUCUCUGGGACCUCAGCACAAUCCUCUCCCCAUUACAGUGGGGGAGAUACCGGUCUCACAAGUCAUUCAUACUACAGGACCUGCACAAUCAUCUGAUAGAUGGCGACAUGCUCGAAAGUUGCCUGGAACCCCAUAUCUCACUCGUCAAGACUCUGAUGUAUGGGCCAACAUUGCCGCGACAACAGAGGUGAACGUUACUGUGGUGCAAGCAACCCCAGGGGCCCCAGACGAUAAUCGUUACUUCAUGGUCACGGGAGCCGUCCGUGACCAAAUAUUUCAGCAUGCAAAAGAACUUGCAAUGGGGGUUAUAUUCACAAAAGAGGCAAUGGCCUCAUCGACUGAUGACAAAAACUGUAUCGUCAAGAAUCUCCUUCGACAAGCAACACCAAAAUUUCCAGGGCUUUCUGGAACACCACGCUGGAGCAAUAAAAGUAAGGACAUUAUGAAGAUAUGGUGCAAUAUCAUUGUUGUGCGCACAGUGCUCAUGACGUUCACUCGAGAUGGAAUUGUCAUGGCGUACGACCUUUUCCCUCCGCAGGGCAGCCAAUUUCCCCCUGAGGCCUUCCGUGUCACUCGAUGGGACACUCACAAUUCACGCAAAGUUCAAGAAUCUUUACGCUGCAUGAUGGGAUUAGCUGCCACAUUCACGAAAUGCACGCUGAUGGAACAGGGACGUGAGGUGCUCAGUGCUGCAUGUAGGUUAUCUCCAGAGGCAAACUCUUCGAUGUUUGAUGGUAUCUGCUCAGAGAUGGAUGAUCUCAGCAUUGAGGAGGAGGCUGACUUGGACAAGUGGAUAGAUCACAUAGUGGUUUGUGGUGUUUCUCAACAGCAUAUUAAGGUCGAGCUCUCUGAUUUCAACUUGGACUCAUACUCAGACUGA